Molecule: messenger RNA, 1638 nt
Organism: Caenorhabditis remanei
Lineage: Eukaryota; Metazoa; Nematoda; Chromadorea; Rhabditida; Rhabditidae
Exons: 3
Coding region: 1-1638 (545 amino acids)
Biological process (GO): endosome organization; aggrephagy; mitophagy
Cellular component (GO): aggresome; amphisome
Molecular function (GO): zinc ion binding; protein kinase C binding; K63-linked polyubiquitin modification-dependent protein binding
Source: RefSeq, a predicted model, not a curated record
AUGGAAGCAGCAUGCCGUGACCAUAAUAAAACGUGGAGAGCCACUGUGAACUUCACGUGGAGAAGAUUCGACGAGAGUCACGUCGAGAAUAUUGAUUUGGAUCUGUUGUGUCGUUGCCGUGUGUAUGAUCAAUUGAAAGAGACAUUCCAGAAGAAUUUCUGUCCAAAUAAUGAUAUCGAGUUCUCGUGGUUUACUGCGGAGGGAAGAAAAAUAAUCACUUCUGGAUAUGAAGUCUACAACCAUAUUCUUCCGGCCUAUCCAAAUAAGUUUUAUCUUCGUUUGGGAGUUCAGAUUAUUGAGACUCCAGUAUUGGGAAGACUCGCCGAGUUGAAUACUCUUGUGAAGGAGUGCAAGUCGGCAAUGAAUUCGGACAAGAAGUGGAGAAUGUUGAAGGAUACAGAAAUCGCAGAAGAGCAACUCUCAAUUCGCGAACUUCUCGAAAAACAACAAAAAGAAUUGCAAGGAUUGAAAGAGGAUAUGGCAGCAUUGAAGAUUGAAAAUGAACGUCGUCUCAAAGAAGAACAGAAGCAAUUCUCUCGUUUGGAAGUUCAUAAUGCGGCUUGUGACCAAUGUGGUGACUUGAUUAUCGGUCAUCGUUUUAAAUGUACCAUCUGCAUCGACUAUGAUCUCUGUCCAAAAUGUGAAUCUCGUGGAGCACAUCCGAAUCACGCUCUUCUUCGUAUUGUAUCCACUCAACAUACUACUGUACCGGAUCAUUUGGUUCCGGAGAAGAAACUACCGUGUCAGUCGAUUCCAGAGAAGAAAGUGCCUGGUCGGUUGAUUCCAGAGGAAAAACUAUCCAGUCAACGGACUCCAGAGAAUAUGGCAUCCGUUCAGAUGGCUUCAGAUGAGCUCAAGUUUCUUCGUGAUAGAGGUCUUGAGAAUUUUGAAAGGUUUGAAACUGUUUUUGAUGGAACUCGAAACGGUUUUGGAUUCGAAUCAUUCUUCAAACCUACAGUUGAUAACCUUCCUGAACAACCACGUAAAUUUUUUAAUGGUAUCACUCACGGACCAGAAGUUAACAAACUUCGUAUGGCUUCUAAAAGCACACAGUCUAGUGAUAAUCCACGCAUAUUCCCUUUACAUUCCGUAUCGAAGAUUUUGUCUGCUACGUCAUCAGGCAAUAUUAGUCAGUUCAAUGGUUCGUCCUCGAACAAUCUGAUGGAUGACAACUUCAACAAGAAGAAAGAAAAGAAAGACAAAGAGGAUGACCAGGAUAAUAUCGAAUACUGGAUUCGUUUCUUCAAACAAAACAAGGAGGAAUGUCUAAACGAGAGUGAUUCAGAUGAUGAUUCUGAUGAUUCUGAUGAGUCGGACUCCAAUUCUGUUUCCAAUUCCGAUAGCGAUUCUGGUUCUGACACUGACUCUGAUUCUUCUUGCUCUUCCGACUCGUCCUGCUCUUCUGCUUCAUCUGGUUCAUCCACCUACACCGCAUCCUCUGACUCUACGAAAUCCUCGGAUGUCUCUUUGUCUUACGAAAUGCUCUCAAAUGUACUUCGAGACCUCAAUGUAGACAAAAACUCGAAUGAAAGUUCUGGAAACAGCACGAGUGAAGAGUAUGAAAUAGUCGACGACAAAGAAGAAGAAGACGAUGAGAUGCACACUGCCGUUGCACCAACUCCAGAAGCCAAAGAUUGA